This is a messenger RNA of Penicillium cataractarum, 1113 nucleotides long. Its product is annotated as aminoglycoside phosphotransferase family protein. The transcript has 3 exons. The coding region runs from base 1 to 1113 and encodes 370 amino acids. The record is from RefSeq and is a predicted model, not a curated record. Lineage: Eukaryota; Fungi; Ascomycota; Eurotiomycetes; Eurotiales; Aspergillaceae.
AUGGCUGGGGAUUCAGUUGAGCAAGAUACAGUGCGCAAUGAGGUUGAGCAAGAGCUCGCGCAAACCUCUUUCAGGUGCUCCUCGCUCAGCCGGUUAUCUGGUGGCACCGCGAAUUUCGUCUAUCGAGGCAUUCCUCUCUCUGGAAAUCCACCAUCUAUCAUCAUCAAACAUACCAAGAACUACUUGUCUUCCAAUGCUAGCUUCAAGCUUGAUGCGGAGAGAUGUCACUUUGAAGGGGCCAUCCUCAAAGCACUUGAUGGCUUCGAGGUCCGCGAGUUAUCAGAGAAAAUCAGAAUUAAAACACCUCGGCUCUUCCACUUUGACAAAGAGACGAAUACACAAAUCCUCGAAGACCUGCCAGUCUCAGUCGAUCUGAAGCAAUAUCUAAUUUCGGAAGUGUCUCGCGAUAUGUCAAAGACUUCCGCACGAGCUCUGGGGCAUAGCUUAGGAUCAUGGCUGCGAUCUUUCCAUAGCUGGGCGUCCAAGCCCGAACAGGCAGAAACCCGAGAGAUUCUGAGCAAGAAUCAAGCAUUGAAAGACCUGAAGUUCUACAUCAACUACACCUGGCUAUUGGAUACCAUUGGAAAUUUCCCAGCCAUUCUGGAAGACAGUCGGGAUGUUUUCGAGAAAGUUCGCGAUUCGGCAGCAGAAGAGCUGAAGAGAACUGAGUACGAUGAUGAAUACAAUGUGGUCCAUGGCGAUUUCUGGACUGGAAACGUUCUCAUGCCCAACAAGCCGCUGACCAGCGACUCACAAACAACACUUUUCGUUAUUGAUUGGGAAAUGGCUCAGAUCGGGAGCCGAGCGUUGGAUCUGGGCCAGAUGAUUGCCGAGACAUACGAAACCAAGCUCUUUAAAAAUGCCGAACAUGGAGUAUGGGCCAUCGAAGGCCUGAUGGACGCAUACGGACCUCUAACCGAUAAGCUGGCGUUCCGAACUGCUAUCCAGAUCGGCGCUCACCUGGUCUGUUUCGGAAGUCGAGUCGCUGGAUGGGGCAGUCCAGAGCAAGUUGAAGAGGUUGUGAGGGUUGGAAGAGACCUCAUAGUACAGGCAUGGAAGGAAAAUAAGUCUUGGUUUGAGGGACACCCUCUGCAAUGUUUGUUUCAAUGGUAG